Messenger RNA from Anopheles darlingi, 2008 nucleotides. RefSeq lists its product as uncharacterized. Lineage: Eukaryota; Metazoa; Arthropoda; Insecta; Diptera; Culicidae. The record is from RefSeq and is a predicted model, not a curated record. Bases 568 to 1569 code for a protein of 333 amino acids. The transcript has 10 exons. Gene Ontology annotation, biological process: arachidonate secretion; phospholipid metabolic process.
UGAAAGCUUUUAUCUGAACUGUGUCGAUACAUUGCGUUUUGUGUUGAAGGCAUAUUCAUUGCCAUUCGCCGCUCGAUACGCUGCCAAACUCUUGGAAGUCUGCACAGUGAUGCACCAAGACAUAUAAUAUCAUUUUAAUGGCUGCCAGCUACCAAUAACAGUGAGCACGACCUAACGAUCAACCAUUGCUUCAGUCAAGCGUAGUCAGCUCUGUCCCCCAACCAUCAGCUGUAUUCAUUCUUUUCAACGUUAAUGAGGCAAAUGGCACCUGAAACAACAUGUGAUUGUGUCAAACGCUAGUCAUAGUCAAUCGCCAAGGUGUGAUGGGGCCCCUUUUUACAGAUUCUUGAAGCCCUCUUACACCUUCAAUUGCAUUUUGAUAGGCGUUAGCGUUGGGAAAGCGUAAAGGCUGGAUGAAUGAUAAUUACACUCCAGAACGUCGAACACCUACAGCAUCAGUUGCUGUGUGCAUCGACCGAAUCUGUCAGUUCUGGUUGGCAAUGAACAGGAGACCGGGGGGCGACAGAGAAGAGUUAAGCGAAAGCAGUUUAGCUUAGGAUUAUCAGAAUGCCACUGCUGGCGAGUGUGAGGUGUGGCCGCUUUUCGGCGUUGAUCUACCGAAUGAACCAGCUCCUGUUUGUUCUGGUAUUUGGCCUGCUCAGCGGUACACUACUCGAGACAGCUCGCGCCAAACCAACGCUUACGCUUAAGUUCUCCCAACUACCCGGAAUCACACAUAUCGUCGAACGCCGCCUGGUGGACGCUAUGAAGACCUACAGUGAGCGUCGAUUGGAAGCAGAGAGCCUGCGCAUGAUUUACUUCCAUGAUCAGACUGUGGCCGUGGUUGAGCUAGGGCCUGCCAAACGCCUCCUAGGGUGUGAGCUGAUUGAGAUCUACAGCGACACAAACGGUACGGAGCUAUUGCGCAGCCUGUCUAGCAUCAAUCGACCGCUGGAGAUAUCGUUCGGCGAAAUGAUCCAACUGAUGGAGCAGUGCGAGCAGGUGGAUCGAUUGAACGAACGCAACAACUACCGGGCCACGUUGCCACCAGGUGGUUGGAACGAUCCCGGACCGAUCGCAUUUCGGAGUCCUGUCGCGCCGGAUGUGCAACAGGAUGCUGCGGCGCCCUCUACCAGUACUGCCAGCACAGAUGGUGGCUUCCUGGCUUUCAUCUUGCGCAAUCGCGACAGUAAGCUAGGCAUUUUCAAAACUGGAUCAUUUUCGCUGCUCAGCGGUAUCAUUCCCGGAACAAAAUGGUGUGGCACUGGUGAUAUUGCCGAAAGCUACCACGAUCUCGGGGACGAUGCGAUGAUGGAUCGUUGCUGUCGAACCCACGACCUAUGCCCAAUGAAGGUCCGAGCCUACCAGAAUCGCUACAAUCUCAACAACGACUCCAUCUAUACCAAGUCCCAUUGUAAAUGCGACGAUAUGUUGUUCGAAUGCCUCAAGCAAACCAACACUUCAGCGUCACAGGUGAUGGGCUCAAUUUACUUCAAUCUGGUCCAGGUUCCGUGCUUAGAAGACACACCUAACGGGUUUCAGUUCCGGAAGGCACGGGAUGACUUUUAGCACUCAAUCCCUUAUGUGUCAAUGGGCAAGCUGAACAUCACUUCGUGUUGAUUUAAAAAAAAACAGGUGCAUGCAUUGGUUAUAUUAUAUCCUUUCCUGAUAACUCGAUCGAAAAUUGCAUUAGCGCACACUAAACACACUGAAUUAAUUGCUGAAUUGCUGAUCGAACGUAUGUUACAGCUAUAUCGAUCGAAGUGAACCGCAGCAGAAGCCAGAGCGAAAAAUUGCCUACAACCGCAGCGCAUGCAGGCAGCAUCGCACACUCAUCGGUCAGAGCAUGCACGGCAGCAACAUUGUGCGCAUCGAUUAUCCAAAAAAAACCCAUCCAAUAUUCAACCAAAUUGCAAAAUGCGAGCUAAACAUUUGUUGUGUUUUUUCAAGUUAUUUAUUGGUUCAGUGUUACGUAUUGAAAUUUAGUCGAAUAAAAUAUUAAAAAUAG